AUGUCUGACACCACUGACAACGCUAACAAUCCCAACAAUUUGAUGUCGAAAUUCCAAAAGCUUCAAUCUGAAACCAAUGAAAUUCAAUCCAUUUUUUCCAAGCAAUCUUCAUUCGACGUGACAAGUCUCUCUGGAAACAAAAUGCUUAAAGAUUUAUAUGAAUCAAUGAUAAAUCGUGAGAAUGAACAAAAUAAGUUCAAUGAAGAACUAAUGAAGACGAUGAAGGAUCAGAAUAAAGAACUGAAACUUCAAUCUGAGCAAGUGUUGAAAGAGAUUCGAUCGAUAAAAUCAGAUUUGGAAGAAUUGAAAAAUCAAUAUCCAUCAGAGAUACAGUCAAUGAAGAAAUUGAUGAGUGUUCCGGAUUCAGUUGAUUCAUCGUUACUUCCAGAUACUUCAGUGAAUAAUGAUACAUCAGCAAAUGUCAUUGGAAAGGAAUUUGUGUUCAAACAUGUUUUCGAAAAUGUUUCAGAAAUCAGCACGAGCCCAGUUUACAGCGAAGAAGAGGAACAUUUCAAUAUUCCGUGUACAGGAUGGAAUAAAUUUGUUGACUGGGAAAUCUUGGAAAAGGACUAUGUACGGGAUGGAAAAUUAAGAGCAGAAAUUCGUGUCAAAAUUACUAAAACAACUGGAUUAUAUGGGAAAUCAUUGAGAAAUUUCGAUGAAAGAAAUAAAGCAUUUUCGGAUGUUGUGAUUGUAGUCAAAGAGACGAAAUUCUAUGUAUUCAAGUUGCAUCUCGCUGCUCAAUCCGUCUACUUCAAGUCGUUUCUAUCAGAGAUAUCACCGAACGGAAAAGUAGAACUCAGCGAUAUUGAACCAGAAGAUUUUCAAGUCUUUUUGGAAGUUUUGUACGGAGAACCUGCGAUUAAUGAAAAGACAGUGGAAGUUGUUCUCUACAUGGCUGAGAAGUACGAUACACACGCUGUUACUAAGAAAUGUGAAGAAUUUCUUAUCGAUGGAUCUGGGAAGAAAAUGAAGAAGAAAUUGCAGUUAGCGACCAAGUACAAGUUGGAGAAAUUGAAGGAACACUGCUUGGACAAUAUCAAUACUGCCGCAGAUAUUCGAUCGGUAAUAACAUCAGAAAUUAGUUAUAUGGAACCGUCGACAAUGACAUCACUAUUCCAGAAAUCCCUGGCUCUUCUUGAAUAG
Messenger RNA from Caenorhabditis remanei, 1146 nucleotides. RefSeq lists its product as uncharacterized. Gene Ontology annotation, molecular function: protein binding. Lineage: Eukaryota; Metazoa; Nematoda; Chromadorea; Rhabditida; Rhabditidae. The coding region runs from base 1 to 1146 and encodes 381 amino acids. The transcript is spliced from 7 exons. The record is from RefSeq and is a predicted model, not a curated record.